Messenger RNA from Phytophthora sojae, 1572 nucleotides. RefSeq lists its product as hypothetical. Bases 1 to 1572 code for a protein of 523 amino acids. Gene Ontology annotation, cellular component: nuclear pore central transport channel; nuclear pore. The record is from RefSeq and is a predicted model, not a curated record. The transcript is spliced from 4 exons. NCBI's taxonomy places the organism in Eukaryota, Oomycota, Peronosporomycetes, Peronosporales, Peronosporaceae. Gene Ontology annotation, biological process: RNA export from nucleus; protein import into nucleus. Gene Ontology annotation, molecular function: structural constituent of nuclear pore; phospholipid binding.
AUGUCCUUCAGCUUCGGCCAGACCAGCGGCGGCGGCAGCUCCGGCGGCUUCUCGUUCGGCGCCAGCAGCGCCGCGGCGCCGGCCUCGACGUCCACUGCGGCUCCGAGUGGCGGCUUCAGCUUCGGCUCCACGGCGUCCACGACGGCGUCCACUGCCGCAGCCCCGAGCGGCGGCGGCUUUUCCUUCGGCGCCGCCCCCGCGACGUCCACGGCGCCGUCCUCGGGCUUCAGCUUCGGCGCCGGCGCCAAGGCCACGAGCGCGGCGCCCAGCACCAGCAGCAGCGGAGGAUUCAGCUUCGGAGCGACGUCGGCAGCCCCCGCGGAGGCCAAGAGCAGCGCAGCGCCGGCUCCUGCGGCGCCCACGGGCUUCUCCUUCGGCUCCAAGCCCGCUGCGACGUCCGCCGCACCUUCUAGCACUAGUUCGGGCUUCAGUUUCGGUGCUAAGGCACCGGCAGCGCCCGCAGCGGAGGCCAAGCCGGCGGCCAGCUCGGGCUUCAGCUUCGGGGCCACGUCUGCGGCGGCGGAGGCCAAGCCGACGGCUGCGCCUGCCACUUCGGGCUUCAGCUUUGGAGCAUCGUCGACUGGCGCGGAGGCGAAGACGGCGACCACGACGUCUACGGCGCCGGCGACGGGCGGCUUCAGCUUUGGAGCGACCAGUGGAGCGUCGACGACGACGAUGGACGCGGCCAAGCCGGCGGAGGCCAAGCCUGCUACUUCUGGCUUUUCGUUCGGAGCUACUGGAGCUAGCGCUGCUACGGGGUCCAGUGCUGCUGCCACGAGCUCGUCGACGACCGCGUCGACGGGCGGAUUCAGCUUUGGAGGCGCCAAGCCCGCGACUUCUACGGCUGCGGAGAGCAAGACAGACACGACAACUGCACCGGCGUUCGGGUUCGGAACGUCUAGAGCGGCGUCGACUGCUGGUGCGUCGACUACGGCAGCCACUUCGACUGCGACCACCACGGCUAUCACAGCAGCGGCGCCGACCGAGACGGACAAGCCCCCGGCUGAGUACAUGGGCCGAACGAUCGAGGAUAUUAUUAAUGCGUGGAGCGAGCAGCUCGAGCGUAAUGCCGACACUUUUACUACAGAAGCCGUUAAAGUAAGCAAGUGGGACAGCGACCUCAUGGACAGCCAACGGCAGCUGGGCGACAUCGCCGGCGAUGUCCGGCGCAUCCAGGUGGCUCAGAACGAGCUGGACACGAACCUGGACACGAUUUUUGCGUAUCAAAUGGAGCUGAAGUCAACGCUUGAGCAAUUGGAGAAGAGCGUGGACAAGAUGUACGAGUCUCAAGAUCAGAUGCCUGUCGCUGCUGAUAUUGAGCGCGAGCAGACUCUGCAGCUAUCCGUGGAUAUCGACGAUCAGUUGAACUCGAUGACGACGACGCUGAAGGAGACGGUAGAGAAACUGAACAAGGCCCAGGUCGACGUGGCAGACGACAACAAUCCGAUGGUGCAGAUCAUGAAGGUGCUGAACGUGCACCACAACUCCCUCCAGUGGAUCGAGGGCAGCGCCGGCAAGAUCAACAGUGAAAUUGCGCAGCUGUCGCGUAAACUGCAGGACUCGUCCAUUUAA